AUGGCACCAUAUGAGGCUCUGUAUGAGCACAAGUGCCAGACAAUUUUGUGUUGGUAUAAGAACGGUGAAAGUAUGAUUGUAGGACCUGAGAUGGUGCAAUACAGAGAAGGUCAAGAAGAUAAAAGAGAAAAUGAAGAUCUCGCAAGACCUUUCGAGCAGGGUGACCUGGUGUUUCUGAGAGUCGCACCUACAACUGGAGUUGGCAGAGCCAUAAAAUCAAGGAAAUUAACCUCAAAAUUUAUCAAACCAUACCAAAUUACUGCACGAACUAAACCUGUGGUUUAUCAGAUUGCGUUGCCUCCAAUACUGUCCAAUAUUCACGAUGUAUUUCACAUGUCGCAAUUAAGGAAAUAUAUUUCAGAUCCAUCACAAGUGAACGAACCAAACACAAUUCAACUAAAGGAAAACUUGUCAUUCGAAGUUUAUUGA
This is a messenger RNA of Cicer arietinum (chickpea), 429 nucleotides long. RefSeq lists its product as uncharacterized. NCBI's taxonomy places the organism in Eukaryota, Viridiplantae, Streptophyta, Magnoliopsida, Fabales, Fabaceae. The record is from RefSeq and is a predicted model, not a curated record.